Babesia ovata is the source of this 423-nucleotide messenger RNA. RefSeq names its product centrosomal of 162 kDa-, putative. Bases 1 to 423 code for a protein of 140 amino acids. The transcript has a single exon. Lineage: Eukaryota; Apicomplexa; Aconoidasida; Piroplasmida; Babesiidae. The record is from RefSeq and is a predicted model, not a curated record.
AUGCUGGAGGCGAGAGAGUUCGUCCGAAGACAUAACGUUCAACCAACAACCCCAUCCCAAUCUCAUGAUCAGCAGUCAUCGGGAUUUAGUAGUAAAAGCUCCGAUGCAUCAGAUGGUGAGAAGUAUGAGAAACCUAUAAAAUCUCAUAACUCCACCGUGGAUUCCGACAAUACAUCUCACUUGUCACCAAAAACUUCUGUUGGAACAACACCGAAUGUGCCCACUCCCACACGAGAGCCGACAGAACAGAACGAAGCAACAUAUGAAGACAAUGCAUCGAGUAACGAAGUUGAUUCACAAUCUACAUACGUCUUCGCACCCACGUCCGCACUGCGGCGUCGUAAAGCGUCAUCAGCGGAUGUCACAAUAGGGAUCAAGGGUAUGCAGGCUGUAGCUCUGCUGUUUAUUAUGACGGCUCUUUGA